AUGGCAAAAGUAGNCAUUUCCUUUUCCCUGUCAUUGUCCACUUCUACUGAUGGCAAAAGUAGUGGAGGUGAAGUAGCUCAGGUCAACACUUCCCUGGGGCAAAUCAUAGGCACUAGCCUCACCGUCGAUGGCCGGACAGUGUCUCGCUUUCUGGGCAUUCCCUAUGCAAAGCCUCCGAUUGGGCCGCUUCGAUUUGCUCGGCCCCAGCUGCUGGAAAAUGAUGGCAAAAACACAAGUUUCCAGGCAGUACACUGGCCACCCAUCUGCCUGCAGAGCUCCAACAGACAGCUGGCUGGAGAUGGCGCCCGGUUGGUCACCACGAAGAACAUGUCCGAGGACUGUCUGUACCUGAACGUCUGGUCGCCUGUGGAGCUGAAACUGGGAAGCACUCUCACUUCAGAUCAACUGAAACCGGUCAUUGUUUGGAUUCACGGAGGCGGACUGAUCAUCGGCACGUCCAGCUUUGACCUGUACGACGGCGAAAUGUUGGCCGCCAAGGCGGACGCCAUCGUGGUGACCUUCAACUACCGUCUGGCCAUUCUGGGCAACCUCUACUCCGACGAGGUGGAAACGGACGUGAAGGGCAACCAGGGCUUCUGGGACCAGAAUCAGGCGUUGAAGUGGGUGCAGGCGAACAUCGGCGCCUUCGGCGGGCGGGCCGACCAGGUGACGGUGAUGGGCGAGUCGGCGGGCGGCUGGUCCGUCAGUGCGCACAUUCUCUCGCCCGCUUCGAGGGGCCUCUUCCAGCGGGCCAUCCUCCAGUCGGGCGCCCUGGUCGACUUUCCUGGGUACGCCAGGCCGGAGGACUUUGUCCGGCUGGCGCUGACGGGCAUUCGGGCGGUGGGCUGCGCCUCGGAAAAUGACACCUCGGUUAGCGGCGAGGUGGUGGCCUGUUUGCGGCAGCUGCCCGAGGAGAAGAUCACCCAGGUCUACGGUAGCAUCAAGAAGGCGCCCUUUGAGUCGGUGGUGGCCGUCGUCGAUGGCGUCUUCAUUCCGGAGGCGCCACGGAAGAUGCUCUCCAGUGGGAACUACCAGAAGAACAUCAGCCUGCUGGUGAGCACGGUGGAGGACGAGGGCAGCUUCAUCUACAGCAUGUUCAGCAAGAAAAGCAGCAAUAAUGAUGAUCAGCGGGCCAACUUUAGCCUCGCCGAGGCAAAGGCCUUCUUUCCCGGCCUGCUGAAGGCAGGGCUUUUGAAGCCAGUUCAGCUAAGCGGUCAGGUGGAUUUAGCCGCCCUCGGAGAGACCAUCAACAAGGUCGUCUUCAACGGCCUGCUGGCACCUCCGGCCAUCAGGCGGCCUGGGGAGUGGCGAAAACGGCUGGGCGUUGCCUUCGGUGACCUGGCCAUCACCUGUCCGACUCUCAAUUUCGCCAAAGAAGUCUUCAAGGGGGCACCGAACUCGGCCCGCGUUUACCAGUGGUACUUCAACAGCAAGCUGGGCAAUCAGAAGUUCUUCUGCCAGCAGCCGUGGGCGGGCGCCUGUCACACUAAUGACCGUAAGUAG
Rhagoletis zephyria (snowberry fruit fly) is the source of this 1503-nucleotide messenger RNA. The record is from RefSeq and is a predicted model, not a curated record. NCBI's taxonomy places the organism in Eukaryota, Metazoa, Arthropoda, Insecta, Diptera, Tephritidae.